AAAAAACCCCCAAAAAAAAAAAAAAAAAAAAAAAAAAAAAAAAAGAGGACAAAAUCUCUCAUAUGAGAAACCCUAAACGAUUGUAUCGAUGAUUGGAAACACAAGUUUCUCGUUUCGGAGGUAAUCUGAGAACGAAGAAGAAGAAGAUGACGACGACGCAGAAACAGAGGAGACACGAGAAGAGCUUCUGUUUCAGACACUACUACAAAUGGAUCCUCUGUUUUUUUCUGACUCUUUAUUUUCUUGCAUCCUUCUUCGUCGACCACGAUCAUGAUCAUGAUCACGAUGACCGUACGACGCCGUCCAAUUCGUCAACUCCCGAUCUUCUUCCAAACCCUAAAUCUAAUUCUGUCAUGGCUUCUCGCGCCGUGAUCGAAUCUGAAUCCAUCGGUCAAGAUCCCAACGUCAAACCAGGAAAACUCAACGGCUUGAAAAUAUACGUAUACGAAUUACCAUCGAAGUUCAACAAGGACUGGCUCCAAAACGACCGGUGCGGUAGCCACCUUUUCGCGGCGGAGGUGGCAUUACACCGGGCGUUGCUCGGAGCCGCCGGCGUACGGACGGAGGAUCCGUACGAGGCUGAUUUCUUCUUCGUUCCAGUGUACGUGUCGUGCAACUUCAGCACCGUCAACGGGUUUCCGGCGAUCGGGCACGCCCGAACUCUGAUCUCCGACGCGGUCAGGCUAGUCUCCGCCCGGUUCCCGUUCUGGAACCGGACCCGUGGUUCGGACCACGUCUUCGUCGCCACGCAUGACUUUGGCUCCUGCUUUCACACCAUGGAGGAUAGGGCAAUUGCAGAUGGAGUGCCGGAGAUUUUGAAGAAUUCCAUAAUUUUGCAAACGUUCGGGGUUAAGUAUAAGCAUCCGUGUCAAGGCGUGGAGCAUGUCGUCAUACCGCCGUACAUCUCGCCGGAAAGUGUACGAAAAACGUCGAACAACUUUCCGGCCACCGGAAAACGUGACAUCUUCGUUUUCUUCCGGGGAAAGAUGGAAGUCAAUCCCAAGAACAUCAGUGGACGCUUCUAUAGCAAACGGGUAAGGACGGAGAUAGGGCGGAGAUACAGCGGAGAUCGGCGGUUCUAUCUCCGCCGCAACAGAUUGGCCGGCUACCAAUCGGAGAUCGCUCGCUCCGUCUUCUGCCUCUGCCCUCUCGGGUGGGCCCCGUGGAGCCCCAGGCUCGUGGAGUCAGUCGUCCUCGGCUGCGUCCCCGUCAUCAUCGCCGACGGCAUCCGUCUUCCCUUCCCCUCCGCCGUUCCCUGGCCGGAGAUUUCUCUCACCGUGCCGGAGAGACACCUCGGAGACCUUGGGAAGAUCCUCGAACACGUGGCGGCCUCUAAUUUGUCCGUCAUCCAGCGGAAUCUGGAGGAGCCGUCGGUGAAGCGUGCUCUGCUGUUCAAUGUCCCGAUGGAGGAAGGUGACGCCACGUGGCAGGUGUUGGAGGCUUUGUCGGAGAAGUUUGGUAGAUCGGUCAGGAGGUCAAAGGGAUUUUUACUCCAAUAGAGUUUUGACACGUGUUGUAAUAAUAAAAAAAAAAUUUAAUUUUCCGACCUGCCGGAUUCGAACCAGCGACCUAAGGAUUAUUCUGCGAUCAGACUACA
Molecule: messenger RNA, 1597 nt
Organism: Tarenaya hassleriana
Lineage: Eukaryota; Viridiplantae; Streptophyta; Magnoliopsida; Brassicales; Cleomaceae
Product: probable glucuronoxylan glucuronosyltransferase IRX7
Exons: 4
Coding region: 147-1499 (450 amino acids)
Molecular function (GO): glycosyltransferase activity
Source: RefSeq, a predicted model, not a curated record